AUGUCCUCCCCGUCGUGCUCAAUUCCCUCGGCAGUGCACGUGUGCACCCCGUCGGCCCCUUCAACGCGUACGCCCGACAAGACGGUGGCUGUAUUUCAGGCGAAACUCCAACAUGCUCUGUGGCUUGACAAACUCACGACAAUGGCCCACAGCGAGGCUCGUUCACGAGCAAGGACGCGCUGCACCGAGGCUGAGGAGCGCGACGCUCUUUGGUGGCAGCACCAUAGGGAGCAUGAGCGCCAGAAGCACAUGGAGAACAACGUGCUCCGACUGGAGGCGCUGCGUAAGGGGCAAACGACAUCAGUAUGGAAUGUCGUGCCUCACUGUUGGGCAGAUCUCUUGGCGCGCGAAGAGGCAAGUGACCGAGGCGCCGUCGAGGCGGCAGCUCGGGAUGACCUCCAGAUGCUCUACGCCGCUCAGCAUACCUGGGAGCUACGGAAGUCUGUGCGCCAGCUAGCGCGGCAGCAGUGGGAUGCCGAGGCGGUGCAGCACGCCGCCAGGCACGUGCGUGCGCUGGAGUUAAAGCUUGUUGCGCGCUCAUACAGAGCUGUGUCUGCCUUCAAGCCUGCUGCAGACGACCUUUUCGAGAUUGCUGAAGGGAUUCACGUAUUGACGGCUGCACCACCUUCGCGAGCGGCUCUGCCGUCGCUGUCAUUGGCUGUUGGUCACGAGGCACCGUGCGAAGCCAAAAUACGCGAAAUGUACGAUCGUCGGACCCUCGUGUACGACGAGGCCAAAGAGCGCCUUCUGCUGGACUGGUGGCAGGGGGCGGCGCAGCUCCGCUACGUUGAGGCCCCCAAGGUAGGGCAGCUCUUUGCGCUCUGGGGCUACUACGCACGCUCACCCGUGUGCAUUCGGGCGCUUCUGACAGUGCAGCGGUGGUGGCGCAUGCAGCGUGUCGCACCGUGGUCCCGGCACCGCCAAGCCUUCCUGGCACACAGUCUCAGGAAGCUGCCUGGGCACCACUCCGCGGAGCGGUACAGGCGGCUUCUGCGCAGCUUACGACGCACCGCUUCAUAUGAGAAGGACGGGGGCACGAGCACUGUCAAUGAUGUCAGUGCUGCGCUGGUGGCGCUGGUCGCCGCUGCCACGAGUUCUCGCCGGUACAGCACACAGCUGGACAUCUACACCUACACAGUUGUGCAGGAAGCCCGCGCGAUGCUGGCAAGUCGGUCCGCCCAAGAUACGGCGGUGGCAGCUGCGAUGCAGGCGACGAGGUGGCCCCUGUGCACGUACAGCCGGUAUUCGCUUCCCUAUGACAGCUGGCGUCACCAUCGCUGGACACCGUACUCUGAAGCGCACCGACUGUCCGUUGCAGCGGUGGAACGCUCAGAGAUGUCGAAUUGGCAGUGCAUCAAGGCUGAGGAAGCGGAGCACCGUCAUCACGCUGUUGGGUCUAGCUCUAGUCUACCCCGUGGCCCGCUGGCGGUGUUGGAGGUGCAAGCGUGGCAGAUAAAGCUUGCACAAGAGGAGCGCACGUCACGAGUACGUGCAUCCCAUCAAGAGGCUCAUGAGUACAAUGUCCUCUACGCGGCGGUCGCGGCGGCGCUCCCCUCCCCUUCCCAGGCCGCUUCCCCUCUGCCGCUUCGAGAAGUGACCAACGGGAAAAUCAAACGUGAGGCAGCGGCGACGACAGCAGCAAUACUCACCUCCGCAGCGGCGCGCCCACUCGGGGGUCACGGAGCCACCCGGUCAGGCGGCUCUGCCGCCGCGUCUCCCUCUACAGACCACGAUGCGUGGGCACAAGUACAGAGAUGCGUCCAGAUCGCACAUGAAGUACUGGCAUCGGCGCAGCAGCAGUCCGCCCAGGGGCACCCGGAGCGGAGCGGCGCAGCAGCAGACAAAGAGAUGCCAGCAGCCCUGUCAGAGGAUUCUGCGGCUCGCUACCGCGCUGCUUUCGACGAGGCAGCCGCCGCGGUGUACCACGACCAAUACACCGCUGUGCGAGAGCGCUAUGUGGCGCGCAACGCAGAGGCGCUGAAGCAGAUGCGCGAGUCGUUCAAGGCGGGCCUGCGAGAACGGGCGAUCAUCAUCGCUGAGGAGGCGCAGGAGCUGGAGAAAAUCCGCCACGGUGUCACUUGCGCCCAGCGCGUGAGCCGCUUCCUACUCGAACGAAACGAGUCCCACAGACGAGCGGCCUUUGAGCGUGCGCAUGAGAAGGUGGCAGCUGAUCUUUACGAGGCGCUCUCCGACAACCUUCGUGUCUCCCAAUGGGCAGUGGAGGCGCGAAAGCUGAAUGAGGAGGCGUGUCGCGCCGCUGCACGCGCACGGCAACACCCCUCGUUGUCGUUGCCUUCACUCUCUCCAGCGGACCGCCUUGUCUCGCGUGAGGCGGUACGCCGCACUCAUCUCGUGUGCAGCUGCGCUGUUGUGUUGGCCGACGUGCUGAUACAGUACUCUCGCUCUUACCAUGAGCUGCGGUAUCAGGAUUGGGCCGUGCUCUGUCGCACAGAUGCCGCCGCUCUCGACAGUGCCGCACCGUGGAAUCCACCCAUGGCACAGGUGUACAUGUUGAAGGCUGACGAGUGGGACGGCCGCCAGGCCAUCUGGCGUGAGGCGCAGGUCGGCGCGAGGACGCUGCUGGUGGACGGACACGCGCUCUAUGGCUCCGGUACCGUGUGGUCCGACUACCUCUUCGGGCACCUGAAGCUGACAAGCGAGGCGUCUUACACGGAUGCGCAGCUGCGCGGGUGCCUGCUGACGCGACUCGCAAACGUGGGGCUGAAGGUGGGCGAGCUCAUCCAGAUGGAGACGAUGGCGCGCGGUCGAGUAGAGUACGCCGAAUCCAUCACACGCGACCUCCGCUUUCACCGGCACCGUCUGCGGCUAGAAUAG
Molecule: messenger RNA, 2835 nt
Organism: Leishmania braziliensis MHOM/BR/75/M2904
Lineage: Eukaryota; Euglenozoa; Kinetoplastea; Trypanosomatida; Trypanosomatidae
Exons: 1
Coding region: 1-2835 (944 amino acids)
Source: RefSeq, a predicted model, not a curated record